This is a messenger RNA of Cuscuta campestris, 2664 nucleotides long. The record is from the annotation of a GenBank genome assembly. NCBI's taxonomy places the organism in Eukaryota, Viridiplantae, Streptophyta, Magnoliopsida, Solanales, Convolvulaceae.
GAAGGAGAAAGUAGCUGAACCCCACCACUCCGGCACUAUCAUCAUCGAUCACUAUAUAAACCAGCAAUCAAUCGACCAGUAGUUAUACGUACUUACUCAUUGGAAUUUCGAUUCAAACUCGCCGGCCGGCCCCUUCACUCGAUCAGAGAGUUUGAAGCGGAGGAGGAAUCUCUAACUGUAUGUCUCAGAACCCGCCGGAACGGAAGGCGAUCGAAUCUUAAUUCUCACUUCUCAGUUGAGUUUAUUGUAGGAGGACCAGGGACAAAAACGAAGAUGACUAUCACACCCAAGAUCUCAAUAACCGAUGGGAGCCUUGUGGUCCAUGGCAAGACCUUGCUUAGGAAUGUACAUGACAACAUUGUGCUGAAGCCAGGAUCCGGUGUGGGACUUGUUGCUGGUGCAUUCAUCGGAGCCUCGGCUUCACAUACCAAAAGCUUGCACGUUUUCCCUGUUGGUGUUCUAGAGGGCCUCCGGUUUCUGUGUUUGUUCCGUUUCAAGCUAUGGUGGAUGACGCAGAGGAUGGGAACAUGUGGAAAUGAUAUUCCUCUCGAGACGCAAUUCAUGCUUGUGGAGAGCAAAGAUGCGAGCGAAGGUGACUGUGAUGAUUCCCCAACUAUCUAUACUGUUUUUCUCCCACUCCUUGAAGGCUCGUUCCGUGCUGUUCUUCAAGGAAAUGAGAAGAAAGAACUUGAGAUCUGCCUUGAGAGUGGGGAUAAAUCUGUAGAAACCGACCAAGGACUUCAUCUUGUCUACAUGCACGCUGGGACUAAUCCAUUUGAAGUUAUAAAUGAAGCCGUUAAAGUUGUUGAGAAGCACAUGCAGACUUUCCAUCACAGAGAGAGGAAAAAGCUGCCAUCUAUCCUCGACUGGUUUGGCUGGUGCACAUGGGAUGCUUUUUACACCGAUGUCACAGCAGAGGGUGUUGAACAAGGUCUCAAAAGCUUGUCCGAGGGAGGCUUCACUCCACGCUUUCUGAUAAUAGACGAUGGCUGGCAACAAAUUGGUAGCGAACACAAAGAUCCUGACUGUGUUGUUCAAGAAGGAGCGCAGUUUGCCAACAGACUAGUUGGGAUAAAAGAGAACACAAAAUUCCAAAAGAAUGAAACAGACGAUGAACAAGAACCAGGGCUUAAGCAAGUUGUGAAGCAAGUAAAGGAAGAGUUUAAAGUGAAAUACGUGUAUGUAUGGCAUGCCAUGGCAGGUUAUUGGGGUGGAGUGCAACCGGCUGGUCCAGGAAUGGAGCACUACGAAACAGCAUUUGCGUACCCUGUUCAGUCUCCUGGUGUACUUGGAAACCAACCCGAUAUCGUGAUGGACAGUCUUGCAGUUCAUGGGUUGGGCCUUGUGCACCCAAACAAGAUCUUCAAUUUCUACAAUGAACUUCACGCUUAUCUGGCCUCAUGUGGGAUUGAUGGAGUCAAAGUUGAUGUGCAAAACAUCAUAGAGACCCUUGGAGCUGGGCAUGGUGGAAGAGUUUCUCUCACACGGAGUUUUCUCCAUGCCCUUGAAACUUCCAUUGCACGCAACUUCCCUGAUAAUGGCUGCAUUGCCUGCAUGUCUCAUAAUACUGAUUCCCUCUACAGCGCCAAGCAGACUGCCAUAGUUAGAGCUUCCGAUGAUUACUAUCCUCAUGACCCGGCUUCUCAUACAAUCCAUAUCUCAUCUGUCGCCUACAACACACUGUUCUUGGGUGAAUUCAUGCAACCUGAUUGGGAUAUGUUCCAUAGCCUACACCCAACUGCUGAGUAUCAUGGUGCAGCUCGAUCUAUUGGAGGAGCUGCUAUUUAUGUCAGUGACAAACCUGGAAACCACAAUUUUGAGCUUUUGAAGAAGCUUGUCCUUCCUGACGGAUCAGUGCUUCGUGCCCAGUUGCCUGGCCGACCGACCAUUGACUGCCUUUUCAAUGAUCCAGCAAGAGACGGGGCCAGCUUGCUUAAAAUCUGGAACCUGAACAAGUGCACUGGCGUGGUUGGUGUGUUCAACUGUCAGGGUGCUGGUUGGUGCCGAGUUGCGAAGAAGACACGUGUCCAUGACACCUCACCUGCCACCCUCUCUACAUUUGUUCGGGCUACGGACAUUAAUUCCAUAAGUCAGAUCGCCAGUCCAGAUUGGAAUGGGGAUACAAUUGUAUACACCUUUAGAUCAGGGGAAAUAAUUCGCUUGCCGAAAGGUGCUUCAUUGCCUGUGACACUCGAGGUUCUCCAGUAUGAGCUCUUCCAUAUCAGUCCCGUGAAGGACAUCACGACAAACAUCUCGUUUGCACCCAUUGGUUUGCUAGAAAUGUUCAACAGUGGUGGUGCCUUGGAGAAGUAUGAAGUCAAUCUCGUCUCUAACAAACCACCAGAUCAGUUCAACCAAGAAGAGGGGCCCCGACCCCCGACAGCAACUGUCUCUCUUACUGUUAGAGGAUGCGGGCGAUUCGGUAUUUACACUUCUCAGUGCCCACUGAAAUGCACAUUGGAUGGUACCAAUAUUGACUUCAACUAUGGCAAUGAGAAUGGAUUGGUGACCAUAACCAUCCCAGUUCCUACCCAGGAAAUGUAUGGAUGGCAUGUUGAAGUCCUAGUCUAGGUGGGGAGUGGCUGUUUCUUAAUAGUUCUAGGAACUAAAGCAAAAGGUAUUAAUUCCCACGAUGAGUAUGAGAAAUAAUGGUAUGUAGUUGUA